Messenger RNA from Cavenderia fasciculata, 1383 nucleotides. RefSeq lists its product as uncharacterized. NCBI's taxonomy places the organism in Eukaryota, Evosea, Eumycetozoa, Acytosteliales, Cavenderiaceae. The record is from RefSeq and is a predicted model, not a curated record. The transcript is spliced from 3 exons. The coding region runs from base 1 to 1383 and encodes 460 amino acids.
AUGUGGGCUACCGAUUAUGCACCCCCAAUAGUUCUAUCUCGUUGGAUUCAUAUUUAUCAAGAAGUUGUAUUAUACAACAAAUUUGAUAACAUGAUGAAACUUAUAAUCUUUUUUUUCACCAUUAUUUUAUCGGUUGUUCUAGGAGGAAAUGCAAAGCUUGACUUGACACCUGGAAGUUAUCUCACAAACACCGAUCCGACAAAGAGCACAUUGCAACAAGGACAAUCUAUCUCAUCUGGAGGCUUGUACCUCACAUUAGGCUCGGAUGGUCAUCUUUACAUGACCACAGUUGCAGUAUAUGGCCAACCAGGUGCCAUUCAGAGAUGGACAACCAAAGGAGAGGUUGCAUAUUUUUAUGUGCCUAAUCAGGGUGGACCAUUCGAAUUUAUAUUCCAAAAUGAUGGAAACUUAUGUGCCUACGACAAAAGCAACAAUAUCAAUGCGAUCUGGUGUUAUUAUACCAAAGGUAGUGGUGGUAUCUAUUUAGGUAUUUCAUCGACCUACAUGCCACUUCCAGCCUAUGCAUUGGUCAUGACUACAGAAACAGAUAUGGUUUGGGCUCGUUACGCCAAUAUUGCACCCGUGACUCAAAGAAACUUUGGAACUAGUCUCAUUCCUGGAUCGUGGUUGUCCCUCAAUCAAACAAUCUACCCAGGAACUUCAAUUACAAAUGGUUAUCAAACUUUAAAGUUCCAAUCAAGCGGCAGUAUCCAAUUGUAUUCAAACUAUGGAGAAUUAGGUCCUAAUGGCCGCACCGCUAUUUGGACACACCCGGUAAUGCUUCCAUGGGACGGCGAUUACAUUUGGGCCCAAUGCAGUGACCCAAUUUCCGAUCAAUUGUGCGCUUACUCUGAUGGUCAAUCGUAUGGACCUGUAUUCCAAGGAACAUACUUGUCUAUGUUGCCUAAUGAUGCCGAUCCUGGCCAUGACUUUUCAAUUCUUUCUUUUGACGACCAAUGGAGGGUAUUCAUGGGAUUCACAAGGGUUCCAGGUCAAUACACAAACUAUUAUUCAAAUUCUACCAAUGGAUUUUUACAAGGAGCUUUGAUUUCAAACUCUGUGGUCAACCUUCAACUAACCUCAACCGAUUUGGUUCUAAAAAAUACAAACACCCAACAAGUUUUGUGGAAGACGAAUACGGGAUGCACUGGUAUCACCUAUGGAAAUUGGAAUACAAAAAGAUGGCCAACUCCUACAUAUCCCAAUGCAUUCUGUAUCUAUCAACCUGAAGGCACUGUUGAUCAAGCUUGUUGGUGUGCUAAUAACAUGUUUGGUGGCAAUGGAAGACAAAGAGCCGACACUUUGGUUAUUCCACCUGGUCAUGCUUGUUUGUUACAAAUAUCAUCAACUGGAAAGGUUCUAAACACUAUCUACUCUAUUUAA